AUGAAUACUUCAAGGCGACAUUCAUACGGGGUGCCAUCUAGGUGCUGGUGCGGGAAAGGGGUUGUGAUAUUCUACUCGAGAACUGAUGACAAUCCUUACCGACGGUUCUAUAGAUGUGAAAUAGGGGCACAGCGAAAGAAGGAAAAUCAUUUAUUUAAAUGGGUUGAUGACGCCUUGCUUGAUGAGAUUCGAAGGGUAGAGGCUGAGCAAGGGAGAAUUGUGGAAGAGAUUGAAGAUCUGAAAAGUAGUAUCACACAGAGAAUAGAAGAAGAAGUUAGGAAGCAGAAAAAUUCACUCGAAUUAGGUUGCUUAGGAGGCAUUCUAUGGCUUUUUGGAAGAUUAAGAAGCCAAGAAUGA
This is a messenger RNA of Brassica napus (rape), 357 nucleotides long. RefSeq lists its product as uncharacterized. The record is from RefSeq and is a predicted model, not a curated record. Gene Ontology annotation, molecular function: zinc ion binding. The transcript has 2 exons. Lineage: Eukaryota; Viridiplantae; Streptophyta; Magnoliopsida; Brassicales; Brassicaceae. Bases 1 to 357 code for a protein of 118 amino acids.